Corvus hawaiiensis (hawaiian crow) is the source of this 639-nucleotide messenger RNA. Its product is annotated as serine/arginine-rich splicing factor 4-like. The annotation marks the transcript as partial. NCBI's taxonomy places the organism in Eukaryota, Metazoa, Chordata, Aves, Passeriformes, Corvidae. The record is from RefSeq and is a predicted model, not a curated record. The transcript has a single exon.
GGCCGGUCGAGGGGCGGUGCUGCGCAGGAGCGGCGCGCGCGUUCCCGAGCGCGUUCCCGUUCGCCUUCCCGAUCACAUCCCCAAGCACGUUCACGUUCCCGUUCGUGUUCCUGUUCGCAUCCCCAAGCACGCUCCCGAUCGCGUUCCCGUUCCCAUCCCCGAGCACAUUCCCGUUCACACUCCCGGGCGCGUUCCCGUUCCCAUCCCCGAGUGCAUUCCCGUUCACACUCCCGGGCGCGUUCCCGUUCCCAUCCCCGAGCACUUUCCCGUUCACUUUCCCGGGCGCGUUCCCGUUCCCAUCCCCGAGUGCAUUCCCGUUCACACUCCCGGGCGCGUUCCCGUUCCCAUCCCCGAGCACUUUCCCGUUCACUUUCCCGGGCGCGUUCCCGUUCCCAUCCCCGAGUGCAUUCCCGUUCACACUCCCGGGCGCGUUCCCGUUCCCGUCCCCGAGCGCGUUCCCGUUCACACUCCCGGGCGCGUUCCCGUUCCCAUCCCCGAGUGCAUUCCCGUUCACUUUCCCGGGCGCGUUCCCGUUCCCAUCCCCGAGCGCAUUCCCGUUCACACUCCCGGGCGCGUUCCCGUUCCCGUCCCCGAGCGCGUUCCCGUUCACACUCCCGGGCGCGUUCCCGUUCCCAUCGC